AGUAGAGAAUUUUAUGGAUAAGUGGGGAAUGGAACCUCACUUCCUUGAGUACCAUCAUGUCUUCCUUGAAUUCUAUUUGGUGGAUAACUUCUCACGGUGGUGUUUACUCUCCUAUAUCUUCUUAUGAAUUGCUUGAAGGUUUUCCUACUGCUUCUGCUAGUCAUUGGAACAAGAUUUGGCGCAGUAAAGUACCGGAGGAAAUCAUAUUCUUCUUGUGGCUUAUAGGGAAAGAGUAUUUGCUAAAGCUUGGAUUUAUGGUUCAUAUUCCUAGAUAGAGAGGAACAAUGCAACAAAUUUCUUAACCCGACAAGCUUCUAGAAACGACUCCUCUCAUCAUGUUUGGAAGUUACUAGUUACUACCCUCUAUUGUUGUUGCAUUUAUGUGUCUCGACGCUGUAGUCUAGUUCUGUCUCUUCUUUAACUUUCCUCUUGUAACCAAGAAAGGGAAAAAAAAAAAAAAAAAAACUUAUUUAAAGCCUAUAAAAAAAUUCCUCUAAAAUAAAAACUUAAAGAAACGCUGUCGUUUUUGCUAUCCCCAAUCCCCAAUUCUCAGCCAGAUCCCUAGCUUUCCUAAAGCAAAAACCUUGGUGUGCUCUGUUUCGUUGGCGAUCUCUGUGUUUCAAAGUUGAAAACACACACAUGGUGUGUCUCUUCUCACCAUCACAACAAUGCUCACAUUGCUUUUCAGGCUGAAACAGAAUCACACUCACAUUCCCCACACGACAACCUCGUACCUAUGGUGUUCCACAUUCAACUUCUGCUCUCAAUCAUGUCUCACACCUGACACAGACACCAUCACCAGAAUCAUCAACGACCACCCUUUCCCUGACCAACCCCUCCACCCCACUCUCCUCCGCCACCUCCCUCCUCCCACCAUCUCCACUUCCUUAGUUGAAAACGUUCUUGGUCGCUUGUUCGCUUCCCAUUCCAAUGGCCUCAAGGCGCUGGAGUUUUUCAACUUCACCCUCCACCAUUCCCAGUCCCCCCCAUCUCAUGUUUCAUUCGAAAUGACCCUCCACAUCCUCACUAGGAUGCGGUAUUUCGAUAAAGCUUGGAUGUUGCUGCAAGAAACCGCCAGGACCCACCCUUCUUUGAUUACCCUUAAGGCAAUGAGCAUCAUGCUUUCAAAAAUUGCAAAAUACCAAUCUUUUGAGGAUACCCUUGAUGGGUUUAGGAGGAUGGAGGAGGAUGUGUUUGUUGGCAGGGAAUUUGGCACUGAUGAGUUCAAUGUGCUUCUCAAAGCUUUUUGCAGUCAGAGGCAGAUGAAGGAGGCUAGGUCCGUGUUCGGGAAGAUGGUGUCGCGGUUUAGUCCUGACACCAAGAGCAUGAACAUUUUGCUCUUGGGUUUUAAAGAAUCAGGUGAUGUUACUUCUGUUGAGCUCUUCUAUCAUGAAAUGGUUAAGCGUGGUUUUAGUCCUGAUAAUGUGACUUAUAAUAUUAGGAUCGAUACUUACUGUAAGAAAGGUCGAUUCGGUGAUGGUUUGAGGCUUUUGGAGGAGAUGGAACGUAGAAAAUUUGUUCCUACCAUCGAAACGAUAACUACAUUGAUUCACGGAGCAGGGAUUGUUCAAAACGCAGGGAAGGCGCGGCAAUUGUUCAACGAGAUUCCUUCGCGAAACUUGGUUGUUGAUACUGGUGUUUAUAAUGCUUUAAUUACUGCAUUGCUUAGAAGUAAAGAUAUUGAAUCUGCACUUUCCUUGAUGGAUGAGAUGAUUGAGAAACGCGUUGAGCUCGACGGCGUAACUUAUCAUACGAUGUUCUUAGGAUUAAUGAGGUCCACAGGAAUUGAAGGUGUGAGUGAGCUUUACCAGAAGAUGGCUCAGAGGAAUUUUGUUCCGCAAACAAGGACAGUUGUGAUGCUGAUGAAAUAUUUCUGUCAAAAUUUUCGGCUAGAUUUAAGUCUUAGUUUAUGGAAUUACCUGGUGGAGAAAGGGUAUUGUCCUCAUGCUCAUGCUUUAGAUCUUUUGAUCACUGGAUUAUGUUCAAGGGGUCAGGUGCAUGAAGCAUUUGAGUGCUCCAAACAAAUGUUGGAGAGAGGAAGACAUAUGAGUGCUGCAUCAUUUCUAAUGUUGGAGAGGUUUUUACUGCAAUCUGGUGAUAUUGACAAGUUGAAGGAGCUUGACCAGAUGAUUAAAAAUUUGCUAAGUGUAUUACCACCAUCUAAAGGUCAUGCUACUGGUAGUUCUAACUUGAAAGUUAAAGUGUAGCAUCAUUUUAGUUUCAAAUAUAACUGUUGCAACCUGAUUUUGGGGAAACUUUCCUGUGUAUUAUUAACCUGUAUAUUUCUUUAAAUUAAGAUUGAAUGUUUUAGGGUCUGUUAAUUUGGCAUACAUCAAAGAGAAGUCUUUGGAGACAUUAUGUUGAUUAAAAUCAUGUCUUCAUGUUCUUGGAGGUCCUUUAGAAUACCAAUAUUCUCACGCAUGUACCCUUAUCGUGGAUAUUUGAACCUUUACUCCUACAGAUUGCUACUUCAUUAGUUCAAUAUCUCAAGUGACAACAUUUACAUUUGACCAGGCCACCUAAAUAUUUUAAGUUUAUCUGGAGGCAGUCCAGUCUAUUUUGACCAUUGGCAGUUGAAUGCAUGGUUUUUAAUCAACGUCUGUGACAGUGAAUUCAGCUGCAACAUCAAGGUUUGGAAGGUUUCCGAACCCGCAACGCGACUGUGAUUUCGGCCGGGACAGCUCUGCAAUAUGAAGGACUGCAACCAUGAUGUGACCGUUUAUCGCAACCCAAUUUAAAACCUUGGUUAUUAAUGGAUGAAGUUAAAUUCAUCUCCUUCCGUGAUCAGUGAUGUUUUUCUGAGCAAGUGAUUUAGAGUUCAAUCUCAUUGUUGAU
This is a messenger RNA of Lotus japonicus, 2835 nucleotides long. RefSeq names its product pentatricopeptide repeat-containing protein At3g61360. Gene Ontology annotation, molecular function: protein binding. The record is from RefSeq and is a predicted model, not a curated record. NCBI's taxonomy places the organism in Eukaryota, Viridiplantae, Streptophyta, Magnoliopsida, Fabales, Fabaceae. The transcript has a single exon. The coding region runs from base 669 to 2207 and encodes 512 amino acids.